AUGGAGGGGCCAUAUGGUAAGUAUUCAGACUUGAGAUGUAAUGAUUUUCAGAAGGGAGAGUUAGAUUGUAAAUUAAGGACUUGUUUUGAAGAGAUUUGGGAUAGAUGGGUUGGAAAGUCGUCAUCACCCUUAUGCCCCCUUCACCACCGAUGUCGUCGUUGUUGUAAGAAUCGGAGAACCACCACCUUAUUCUUCCAUCUUCCAGCUGCCCCUUUUCUUCGUGUUCCGAUCAGGCAGGACCGGCGAGUCCAACCGACGUCGUUACCACCAUUAGAUCCGUCAACCGCACCGGUUGUUGCUCCCGAAGAUGAAGACGAUGUGGAUCGUGGGAGGGAGGGAGUUCUGCCGCUGUUGCUUCCAUCAUUCGUUGUAGCUUCUAUCAUGUCGCGAAUCGAUGUGGGCGGCUGCCAAUCGCUAUGGCCGCUGCUGUGUCGCUGUUAUUAUCAUCGUGCGCUAUGUUGCUCAUGCUACCGUGCAAUGAACGCCACCAGGUGGGUGACUGCUUUCGGACCUCGAGCAAGGCUUGGUUAUUGUUACAUAUAG
Lactuca saligna is the source of this 543-nucleotide messenger RNA. The record is from the annotation of a GenBank genome assembly. Lineage: Eukaryota; Viridiplantae; Streptophyta; Magnoliopsida; Asterales; Asteraceae.